AUGGGUUCUCGAGAUUGGUUUAGGUCCAGAGUCGGCUUAAAGAAAGCAAAAGAUGGCACUUCAAAACGAGUACUGAAGGUAUUGAUCAGCCUUUCAAUUGCAGUAACAUUGCGUAAUUUGGUUGAAGCCAAGCGAGGUGAUAGUUUGAAGGACGUGAAGAUGGAGAAGGUAAACUGGAGUAGGCAUUGGCUUUCGCUUGUUGGGUGCUUAGGAGUGAAUUUGCUCGUCUAUUUCUUCCUUAUUGAUUGUUCUGACAAGGCUCCUUUUAGGAGAAUUCUUUCCAACGUCAAAGACCAAGAAUCUAGUGACGUGAAGCUGUAUACCCACAAUACUUUUCAGGUGGUGGUGGAUAAUGGCCUGGUGCAAAUCAUAUUGUCGAGGCCGGAUGGUGAUGUCUUGGGAAUAAAGUACAAUGGAAUCAGUAAUUUACUUGCAGAUCGUAAUGAAAAAGAUGAUAGGGGUUAUUGGGAUGUAGUUUGGAAUCAGCCGGAUGGUCGUGAGGGAAUUGUUGAGAGAAUAGCAGGAACAAACUUUAAGAUUGUAACUGAGCACAAGGACCAAGUAGAGCUUUCAUUUAGUAAGACAUGGAAUCUUUCUUCCCAUGAAAAAGGAAGUGUUCCCUUAAACGUAGACAGAAGGUACAUAUUGCGGCGUGGAAUUUCAGGAUAUUAUACAUAUGCAAUAUUUGAGCGCGUUGAAGGGUGGCCGAAGGUGGAUUUGGGUCAAAUUAGAGCUGUUUUCAAGCUCAAAAAGGACAAAUUUCACUACAUGGCGUUAUCGGAUGAUAAGCAAAGGAUCAUGCCAACACAGAAGGACCGGGAAAACAGUCAAGCCCUAGCCUACCCAGAGGCUGUUCUUUUGACCAAUACAACCAAUCCUAGAGUUAGAGGAGAGGUGGAUGACAAAUAUCAGUACUCAUCAGAGGUGAAAGACAACAAAGUUCAUGGGUGGAUUUCUCUCGACCCGCCUGUUGGAUUCUGGAUCAUAACACCCAGUGAAGAGUUUCGUUCAGCUGGCCCUAUCAAGCAAGAACUCACCUCUCAUGUGGGCCCUACUGCUCUCUGUAUGUUUAUGAGUACUCACUAUUCUGGAAAGGACUUAGAGAUGAAAUUUGAAGAUCGAGAACCAUGGAAAAAAGUUUUUGGCCCUAUAUUUGUCUAUCUUAACUCAGUUUCUAGUAAAACUGACUCCCAAAAGCUUUGGGUAGACGCUAAAAAGCAGAUGUUGCUUGAGGUUGAUAGCUGGCCAUAUAAUUUCACUCAAUCAAGAGAUUUCCCUUCUGUUGAUCAACGUGGAAUAGUUUCGGGUCAAUUGCUUAUCCGUGACAAGUACAUUAGUAAGAGAUUAAUUUGGGGGCGAUCUGCUUAUGUUGGUUUGGCAACUCCUGGAGAGGUGGGGUCAUGGCAAAGAGAAAGCAAGGGAUAUCAAUUCUGGACCCAAGCUGACAAUGAGGGACAUUUCGUGAUCAAAAAUGUCAGACCUGGAGACUAUAAUUUGUAUGCAUGGGUCCCUGGUAUUAUUGGGGAUUAUAAAAAUGAGACCAAUAUUACUAUUAAACCAGGUUGGGAAAUCAAAAUGGGAGCCCUCGUGUAUGAGCCUCCAAGACAUGGCCCAACCCUAUGGGAAAUUGGUAUCCCUGACCGCACUGCCGCAGAGUUCUAUGUACCAGACCCAUAUCCAACACUUACUAACCGGUUGUACAACCACUCAGAAAAGUUUAGGCAAUAUGGUUUGUGGGACCGAUAUACAGAUUUAUAUCAUGAUGAGGAUCUCAUCUACACCAUCAAUGUUAGUGAUUAUCGUAAAGAUUGGUUCUUCGCUCAUGUUAAUAGGAAUAUAAAUAAUGGGACGUAUGAAUCAACAACAUGGCAGAUCAAAUUUGAACUUCACAAUUUGAACAAGAAUGGAACUUACACUCUCCAGUUGGCCUUGGCAUCAGCCAGUGCAGCCGAAGUACAGGUUCGAUUCAACGACGCAAGCGCCCAACCUGCUCACUUUUCAACAGGAUUUAUAGGAAGGGACAAUGCCAUUGCGAGGCAUGGAAUCCAUGGGUUGUAUUGGCUUUAUAGCAUUACUGCAACAAGUAAUCUAUUCCAUGAAGGAAACAACACGAUCUAUUUGAGACAAUCAAGAAGUGGAAACACUUUUCAAGGAGUCAUGUAUGACUACCUUCGUCUAGAAGGGCCUCCAGGAGCUUGAUGAUUUACGAGAUUUUAGGUCUUGCUUCCCCUAUUGGGAACACAUAGUCACAUAUAGUUAUCAUGUACAAUUGUAUGUAGCUCUAAGAAAAAAAUUAUUUGUUGUAGUUUAAGGCUAAGCAUCAACCUUGAUUUCUUAGUUCAAAAAGGAAAUGAUUUUUUUAUGGUUA
Corylus avellana is the source of this 2368-nucleotide messenger RNA. The record is from RefSeq and is a predicted model, not a curated record. Lineage: Eukaryota; Viridiplantae; Streptophyta; Magnoliopsida; Fagales; Betulaceae.